GGGACGCGUACGGUGCCGGGGGAGGAGGUGUCAACUCCGGCUGCGGUCGCGGGAGCCGGCGGGGGGCGGAUCCCGAGCUCUGCACACCCGGUAGCCAGCCCGGGAGGGUCGUGAGGAGGAGGCGGCUUGGGGCUCAAGUUGGAAAAUAUUUAACUCUCAACAAAUGAAUUCCACGCUUGAACUCAGCCGCAUUCCUGUGCCACCUCCUCCUUUAGAAAACUGAUCUAAGACAGAUAACAGAAGACUAGAGAAAGAUGCUGGGGUCCGAGCGAGCUGUGGUGGAAGAGUGGCUGUCGGAGUUCAAGGCACUACCCGACACUCAGAUCACCAGUUACGCAGCGACUCUACACCGGAAGAAGCCCCUUGUCCCGGCGCUCUAUAAAGUCAUUCAGGACUCGAACAAUGAGCUCCUGGAGCCUGUCUGCCACCAACUGUUUGAGCUCUAUCGUAGCUCAGAAGUCCGGCUCAAGAGGUUCACACUGCAGUUUCUGCCCGAGCUGAUGUGGGUUUAUUUGCGACUUACAGUUAGCAGAGACAGACAGAGUAAUGGCUGCAUUGAAGCUCUUCUCCUAGGAAUUUAUAAUUUGGAAAUUGCGGACAAAGAUGGGAACAACAAAGUGCUGUCUUUCACCAUCCCCUCCUUGUCCAAGCCCUCCAUAUACCACGAACCUUCAACAAUUGGAUCCAUGGCUCUAACAGAAGGGGCCUUGUGUCAGCACGAUCUCAUCAGGGUUGUUUACAGUGACCUUCAUCCUCAGAGAGAGACCUUCACUGCGCAGAACCGGUUUGAGGUCCUGAGCUUCCUCAUGCUGUGCUAUAACUCAGCGAUUGUGUACAUGCCAGCCUCGUCCUACCAGUCCCUGUGUCAGAUGGGCUCCAGGGUUUGUGUGAGUGGGUUUCCUCGGCAGCACGAGAAGCAGUGGAAGGAAGUCUGCGGCCGGAUAGUGCUGGAUCCUGAGUUCAUGGUGCAGCUUCUCACAGGCGUGUACUAUGCCAUGUAUAAUGGACAAUGGGACCUUGGCCAGGAAGUGCUUGAUGACAUCAUUUAUAGAGCCCAGCUAGAGCUCUUUUCUCAGCCACUCUUGGUCGCCAAUGCCAUGAAAAACUCCUUACCAUUUGAUGCACCUGAUUCUUCUCAAGAAGGUCAGAAAGUCCUUAAAGUGGAAGUCACUCCGACAGUGCCGAGGAUCUCUCGGACUGCGAUUACAACAGCUUCAAUCCGGCGUCAUCGCUGGAGAAGAGAAGAUGGCUUUGACUUCUCAAACGAGGCUGACUCGAGUAUUCCCGGCUCCCCGAUCCAACACGGCUCCACUGACCUAGGGAUCAUACGUGUGCGAGAGGGGGAGGUGCGCAGGACCCCUGAGCAUGGCUCGCCGGAGCCCACCUCGGCAGCAGCCACCACAGAGGGUGCUGAGGGUCUCAAUGGCGGAGAGGACUCUCUAAACGUGAACGAUGCAGACGAGGGCUUCUCAUCCGGGGCUUCCCUCAGCAGCCAGCUACAUGGGACCAAAGCGUCGUCCUCGUCUCAGAGGGGAGGAAGCUUACGGAAAGUAGCCACUGGGCGAUCCUCCAAAGAUAAGGAAACCGAGUCUGCCGGCAAGUCCAGCGAGAGCCCUCGCGAUUCAGUAGUUCGCAGGCAGUUUGUACAGCCAGCCGAUCUUAGUUUAGAUUCAGUGGAGCUGACACCGAUGAAGAAACACCUGAGCCUGCCUGCCGGCCAGGUGGUGCCAAAAACCAAUAGCUUAAGUCUAAUUCGGACAGCCAGCGCUUCCUCGAGUAAAUCGUUUGACUAUGUAAACGGCAGUCAAGCCGGUACCAGCGUCGGGGUCGGCACUGAGGGGGUGACUAACCUGGCAGCCACAAAUGCCAAUCGAUACUCAGCCAUCAGCCUCCAGGAAGACCGGCUAGGGCAUGCUGGUGAAGGCAAAGAGCUCCUCAGCCCAGGAGCCCCCCUAACAAAGCAGUCUCGAUCCCCGAGUUUCAAUAUGCAGCUGAUAUCCCAGGUGUAGUUCUGAUGCCCCCCAUCCGCUUACCUUUCAAACGGAACAUUUCAUUGUGCAGGACCCUCCACCCCACAUUGUGAUUUAGCCUAGGCAUCUUCAUACUGUGUUUUGUAUGGAAACAGCAAUAAGGUUUUCUCUCCCCUUUCAUUUCCUCCACCUAUUCCUUGCAAAUGUGUUUGUGAAGCUGUGUAAGAUGUUUGCCUUUUCGACGCCUUCCUUUCUCCUUGGGUAACGUGCAAUCCGUCGUAGGCUGAUCGGGACUGAGGGGGUGGUAGAGGAAAUGGUGUAUGAUCCCUAUGAAGUGAUCCUUCGGCUUUUGUUUAAAAACAAAACGGGUUUGUUCACAUAAUCUAUGGAACUAUGAAGAUAACUGGAUCAUAUUUUUUUUUCUCUCUUAACCAGGAGUGCCUCAGAGAUUCUGCUAUGACUUCGGACUUCUCUGAGUCUGUGCAAUGUUCUAGUCUUGAGAAGCACGGGGAAGGCGGUAGACUACUGCGGUGUUUCAUUAAAACGAGGCUAGCUGCCCCCUUUCCUCGAUCCCAAGAUCAUAAACGUUUAGUUAUUGAGGCAUUUAGUCAGCUUGUGAGCACCUCCACCGGAGGGGAGGCUCUGAGUUGAUUGUGUAAUUAAUAAUGCACUUUCUCAAUGGCUCUGUAGUCAUCAACAACAUGUCUUCCCUCUUCCCACAAGGACUUAGGGACAUUUCUGCCCUUAAAGUUUGAACUAGCCAAUCAGAGACUCCAAGGGGCAUGUUCUAUUUCCUGGGAAUGAUUGACACUUUGGUGCUGGGGUUUCGUGGGGGGGAAGGGUGCUUUGUUUGGUUUGCGUGAGAGUGUAUGUGAGGUGAGGUUGUAACUGUUUCCUUCUCUUCCUGUGUGAGCUGAUGAUGACUGAAGUAGGAACCGUGCGUCUUCAGGUAAAGAGGGGGAUUUCUCGGUCCACUUUCUGUGACGUCAGGCUGUCGGAGAAUCCCUUUCAGCUGCUUCCCAGAUGUACCUAAAUUCAGUCAGAUAGUGGAUGAUAAAGAAGCCUAAAGUCCUGAGAUCGUAUGCUCCGAGGACAUACAUCAGGGACAGAUAACUGGUUGAAAACACUGAUGCUUCAAUGUGACACAUUUUUAUAGAACAUUUCUACCAGAGGGUACUGACUUGAUUUCUCCACAAGGACCACACUGCCUUUGUGUUUAAUGCAAUUUGUGUAUCUUCUGAUUAUCUGCAAAGUUUCUCGUUUUUAUAAAACUUUGAAAUCAUGCCAGUAAGCUCGAUGUUGAAUGUAUGUAAGUAGCAUUUGGUGACUGCUAAGAGGCUACAAAAAUGCAUUAUUGGUUCAAUUCUUUUGUUGUGAUUUGGUUGGGAAAGACUUUCUUAUAAUCUCUUCUGGGUCUCAGGCUUUGUUUGAAAAAGAAGGGAAUGUACUGGGAUUUUGAAAAUCAGUAUUGUGUCUUCAACUGCUGUCCAUCUAUCUCAAAACCAUGAGUUACACACACCCUUAUACAUGUAGACAUUUUAUGUAUUAUUGUGAAAGAAAAAUAUACUGCCUUUAUUGAAACAAGUGUUCUCUUAAUUGACAGAGUUGUUUUAUCUCUGUUUACGGUGGAAUUUGAUAAAUUAACCAGGAAAACGCCUCUCUUUUUUUUCCACACGUAAACCACCACGACUUUUGGAAGAGUCGUCUGUCUGUCUGUCCAGGGGGCCUCGUGUUAGACUAUCCCCGAUUGGAUCUGAUGGUCUACCAAAUGGAAAACUAGAGCCUCAGUGGUUACUCACAUCAUUGCCAUGAUUUAUUGGUUUUUACGAUACGAUGUGAUGUGAUGUGCGGCUGUCACAGACACAUUUCAGUCCCGCUUCUACUCAUUUCACUGGUGUUGUGUAAACUAGAAAAUUAUAAAGCAGUAGAAACUGGAGCAGUAAAUUUUUCCUAAUAUGCUAAACAGACGAGGUUUCUAGUGCAUGAAGGAAGGUGUCCGUCACGGUCCGGCAGCGCGCGUGUCGGAGGUGUCGGUCACGGUACGGCAGCACGCGUGUCGGAGGUGUCGGAGGUCAUGGUACGGCAGCGCGCGUGUCGGAGGUGUCGGAGGUCACGGUACGGCAGCACGCGUGUCGGAGGUGUCGGAGGUCACGGUACGGCAGCACGCGUGUCGGAGGUGUCGGCCACAGUACGGCAGCACACAUGUCGGAGGUGUAGGUCACGGUACGGCAGCACACAUGUGGAAGGUGUCGGCCACAGUACGGCAGCACGCAUGUCGGAGGUGUAGGUCACGGUACGGCAGCACGCACCUGGUCAUGUAAGAGGCUGGUGGGCCCAAGUGCACAUACGUUGGCAUCUAAAUCAAGCAUUUUAAUUAAAGCACAAAAGAAUACCAAAAAAUUUGAAAUCAUAGCAUAAAUAGUAAAUACAAGAAAAUAUCUUUUAAUUAGAAAUAUUAUAACUGUAAUGUUGGUUUUAAGAUAUUUUCCGAAUGUGUGGUGGCACGUGCCCUUAGUCCCAGCCCUCUGAGUUCAAGGUCACCCUGGUCUAGGGAGUGAGUUCCAGGACAGCCAGGGCUACACAGAGAAACCCUGUCAUGCAAAACCAAAAGGAAAAAAAAAUAGUUCAUCUUACGAGACUUUCAUUUAUUGCUAUGUAUAUUUUACAUAUACAUAUAUGUGACCCUGUAACAUUUGAAUCCUGUCCUUUGAGCUGUGAUUUGGUCUCAGUAAAGAAUUCCUCAUUUACACUUUAUAGCCAUGGUCUUAGGUAAUAGUUCAAAUGAAAUAAGUUUUCUAAGACUCUAACUGCUGUGCUUCCAGCAUCUGAUUUAAAAUGGUUUUUGUUCAGUUAUACAGCACCUGUUAUACGUCAGCCAGAAGUGCCCAUUCUUUAACAACCUCCCUUUGCUGCUUCCCGGCUUCCACGAAGCUUCGUCCCACUAAGAGAAAAAAAGGUCGGAGCCAUCUGCGCCAGGUCAGAUUACAGAGUUGAGCACCUGAAGGUUUGGGAGUUCUUCUGUGUGACUUUACAUUAAUGUUACUAAUAAGAAAACUAAAAUGUACAGCAGAAAGUAACUUAGAAGUAAGGCUUUAAAAUAUGAAGAUAUAUUAAGAAGCCAGGAGGUAAUAGCUGCCCUCUAAAGUCUUGUUCCUUUCCGAACACCCUCCGGUUUCCAGCUUGCUGUUCGGUGCCUUCUAGUGCAGAUCAGAAUUGCUGUGUUAGGAGAAACCCGGGGGGUGACCUAGCUGCUCUCUCUGCCAUACACACACCUUCACCGUCGGGAAACUGAGGCACACAGAGGCUGUGAAGUAAGGUCCAUAGCUAAGAAGCAGAGCCAUACUCAAACCUUGUCCCUGGUCAACAGCAUAGCCACACCCCAAUGCCUCUUGUUACCCAACUUGGUAAAUGUAUAUGCGGAUACUUUUCCGUUUCUGCAAUUCCUCAGUUUCUGGCCUAGCAGUUGGCGAACACAUUAAGGAAAGUAUUAAUUCCAGGAAAGAAUAUAAAAUAACAUAGAUGGGGAUGUAGUGCUCAAACGUAGACACCUGUGCAGCACGUCAUUCUCUUCUGAUUUAUGCCUUACGAGUUCUCUGCCACACAGCAGUUACAUGCUGCCAUGUUAUUUGUAUUUGUGGGGAUUUGUUUGUUAUAAAAUAAACCCAACGGGAUGACAUUGAUCAGUGUUGUAACGGUUUGAAAGUGAGUUUGAAUCAGCCCGUUUUCAGUCACCAAGGACACACUCUGGAGGGAAGCAAAGCAAAGAGAAACUCGAUCCCAUUCGGUCCUAAGCCGAAGAGAUGCUGUUCCUUACUGUGCUUAUAAUUCCAUGAGCAGUGGCCUCUGUCACUAAUAACAUAAACUGUAUGAAAGCAGCCCUGUGCAACCUCAGUGUCUGCAACCUGAAGUCUAAAUUCCAUUCAGUAACUUUAAGCUUCCUGGAUUUAUCAGACGCCAGGAUACUGAGAACUUCUCCAGGUUGCUUUUGUUUGCACUGUUUCGGUAAGCACCCUAAUGCAGAGGUGUGUCUUCCCCACCUUGUUUCAUGCGGUUUCUUUGGUCCAUUUUUGAGGACUUCAGUUGUUGAUAACCGACGGUCUCAUCUAAUUCACCGCGUGUUCAUAAAUAAAAAUACUAGUUUUUGUUUUUAUGGGUAGGGUAGCACACUGUAAAACACUGAGAAGGAGGAUCACUCCAUUUCUGAACUUGGAUUAUAUUAUAAAGGGGUUUCUUAACCAAAAAGCUUAGUAUUUCAAUUAUAUAUUGUUUUUCCAUUUAAAAAGAAUAGAAUGUCAUACUGGUGAUUAGAAACUGCACAGGACUCUCCGAGCGGCUUUUCUGCACUGGGGUUAUACGAUGCCAUUGGAGCAAGAGGCUCUUCUCUUUUGAGCUGAAUGCACACUGUCGUUCCAUCAGCAAGUUGGGUGAGACACUUUAUUUGAAAUAUUUUAAUUUUCUUAAAGUGGUUUGCAAGAAUAAGUGAUUUGAAACCAGCAAUUGACAGCUUAACCUCUUAAAAAUAGAGUAUUUGCCAGAUUGAAUAAACAUGAAAUACAGUGUAAAAUAAUAUUAAUAAAUCCUGAGUUAUCAGAUUGGUACAAUUUCCCAUGCUAAUGUGGUGAGACAACCUUUAGUAUCGUUUGUGCUGUGUGAAUCUAACAGAUAGCAUCACCUUGGUACUGAACUGCAGAGAACCUACUGGUCAUGGAGGAAGAACAGCCCCGCCUCCUUGUCUUACCCUGACCACACAACACAAAGUCUUGUAUUUUUGUAACAUUAGACAUUUGUCCUAUGAGAAGUAUAUACAAGACCAAAUUCAGGAUACAGUUUUGCAGAAAUGUAGGAGGACAUGAAGUGACGGGCAGAAAUGAGAGUAGCAGUUCAGAAAUGAGAGUUCCUACGUGGGUUUUGCUACUGAAGUGAAGAAGAUGGGUUCGUGAUGUUUACAGACUGAGGCAUACUCAUAUGUCUGAUAUCAUAUUACUACAUUUAAUAGGGUUUACCAAAAAAGUAGACUCAAGUAUAUCAUAAGGUAUAAAUGAGUCUGUUUUAAAAAUUGUGUACCUGGGGCGCUGGAGAGAUGGCUCAGAGGGUAAGAGCAUUGCCCGCUCUUCCAAAGAUCCUGAGUUCAAUUCCCAGCAACCACAUGGUGGCUCACAACCAUCUGUAAUGAGGUCUGGUGCCCUCUUCUGGCCUGCAGGCAUACACACAGACAGAAUAUUAUAUACAUAAUAAAUAAAUAAAUAAAUAUUUUUUAAAAAUUGUGUACCUGGAGGUAGGCUAAUAGAUCUUUGUAUUGCACCUAAUUGGAUGAUCUGUCCCCAUCCACAGAGUGGCUAUGUGGCUUGCUAUAUUCGAGUGUCACAGUUCCGUGUUGGUCUUAUCAGGAGAUGUUUUUAUGUCUACAUCAGUUACAAAAUUUACCAAAGAAAAUGCUACCAAAAUUAUUUUCAGAAUGUCUAUUAAGUAACAUAGUUCCUUUAAUGCAAUUGCUUUCUAACACCAAAGGGAACAAGUAAUACAUGAUUUGAACUGGGAGACACAAAUAUAGUAACAGAUGUACAGGAUUCUGUUUAUCCUUACAUCAGUAAGAUGUCAGUGCUCCAAUAACAGUACCAAUCAGAGAAUAACUUGUAUUCCUUAUGACAUAUUUUAUUAAAAUUAAGGAUUUGACUUGUCAGUUUUAUUAUGGAUUGUUUAGGUGAAUUAUAGGGAAACUUAUAUUAUAGGAAGGGUGCUCCUGAGUGGGCAGAGGCAUUUGUUUCUGGUGUUAUUAUUAGCUGAACUAAUGAUUGAUUCACAUUGAUUUUUGUGCAUGUCCACUCUUGCUGCUCUUUUCUUUGUAUUGAAAACAUAAUUGGCUUAAAGGAAGCUAAAACAUCUGUAAAAUACGUAGGCCAAAAAGAUCUAAAGGGUUUAAUCUGUGUAAUGAUUUCUUAAAUCAUGAAACACAGUUUUUUUGAAAAUGCUAUUCCAAACAAGUCCUUUUAUUAUAGUUAAUAAAUAUUGGACUGGGCGUGGUGGCAUACACCAGAGGCAGAAGCAGACAGUCCUCUGUGAGUUCAAGGCCAGCCUGGUACUGGUGGUGAAUUCCAGAGUAGCCAGGGCUGCGUAAUGAAAUCCUAUCUGAAUAAAAACAAACAAGAAUGUGUCGCUUCUCAGAUUGGCUUUCAGAUAAUGACCGAUAAUGGUUUGGGUUUUUAAUUAUAUUAUCUAAAUAGAAUGCAAAGAUAUGAAAGAUGCUCCACGUGAUGUUAGCAAUGUUUGAAGUCAAUGUGUUUACAUUGUAGCAAUGUUUGAAGUCAGUGCGUUUACAUUGUAUCUUUAGGUUCUUCUAAAAUUAGGCAGGCUUUAUUAAAUUCUGUUUAAAAUUGGCUAAAAGAAACCAAUUCUGUUUAAAAUUGGCUAAAAGAAACCGUCUUAGCAGUGUGAGGGUUUCAUUGCCUUGGCUGUAUGUAAUGUGACUUCCGUAACAGGCAAACAAAAUACCCUGCUUUUAUUAUUUGUUUCAUAAGAGGAUAUUUAGAUCAGCUUCUUGUUGUUGUUUUUAACUAAUGUCAAUCUGUAGCUUUGUGUAAACUUCCCCAACAUUGGUGGGAUUCUGCUGCUGAAACUACUGGACAGACAUAUAAAAAGUAUGAUCGUUCCUGACGAGUGUCCUUUCAACCUAGGACAAAAAAAAAUCUUUUUUCCCCCCAGAGCCGAAGAAAAAAAUAAACGCACAUCUAAAAUCAUAUGUAUUGGUGCAUGUGAGCCAUUAUCCUGUCUGACCGGAUAGAUUCAUGCUGUUGGUUGUUGAACUGUGAAAUGUGGUCACUGUUGAACUUGUAAAUAUCGGCCAGAGUUGAAAAAAUAUUUUAAGUUAUUGUAAAUAAAGAUGUAAAAAAUUCAGUAUCAGUCUGCGGUGCAGAAACGUAACAUCUCAGAUGUUAUUGUGUCUCUUGAGGGAUGUGUCAUGUCUCCCUUGAUGUAUCUAGCUAAAUUGAGAAUGUAAAUUUUCUUUUGUACAGUGUAAAAAUACAGCUCUAUUUGGCUUUUAAGUGGA
Molecule: messenger RNA, 9015 nt
Organism: Alexandromys fortis (reed vole)
Lineage: Eukaryota; Metazoa; Chordata; Mammalia; Rodentia; Cricetidae
Gene: Hycc2
Product: hyccin PI4KA lipid kinase complex subunit 2
Exons: 14
Coding region: 255-2009 (584 amino acids)
Biological process (GO): phosphatidylinositol phosphate biosynthetic process; protein localization to plasma membrane
Cellular component (GO): plasma membrane
Source: RefSeq, a predicted model, not a curated record